Pediculus humanus corporis (human body louse) is the source of this 807-nucleotide messenger RNA. RefSeq lists its product as uncharacterized. NCBI's taxonomy places the organism in Eukaryota, Metazoa, Arthropoda, Insecta, Psocodea, Pediculidae. The transcript has 2 exons. The coding region runs from base 1 to 807 and encodes 268 amino acids. The record is from RefSeq and is a predicted model, not a curated record.
AUGAAAUGCCUGGUCAAUGGAUUGUCAGAUCAGAAUUUUCUUCCAACGAAAUCGAAUCGCCUAAUAAUCAGUUCUCUCGUGGAUUACGAUGAUUCGGAAAGCGACGAAGAUGAUUAUUCGAAAUCAAAUUCUUUGGGUGUGUUUGUGCAAAAUGAAAAUAUGUGUGCCGGACGAGAGAGGGAGAGUUUAAAUUUUUGUGAAGGAAAUACUUCUUUGGUAUCGACGGACGAUAAUAGAAGUGUCUGCGUGAGUGAAGUGCCGGAUAUUGAAUCUCAAAUAAUGUGUACAUCAAUUGAAAAAAACAAUGAUUCAGACAUGGCCAUUAGUGAUGGUGAUGAUGAUGAUGAUGACCUAGAGGGAGAAGGUGAUGAUAAUUCAUUUAAAAAAUAUAGUAUUAACGAGUAUAUAUCGGUGUCUUGUGCUAACGAAACAGGUUCCGAGAGAAAAGUUUUACUACCGCAAGAAACGAUAGUUAUUUCGGAAAAACCGGUAGAAGUUACUCAAGUUAUAAAAAAAAUUAACGAGAACGAUAAAAACAUUGGCAUGAGUCAAAUUGAUAAUAAUAUGAUUAAUUUGAACGUGUAUAAAAAUCACAACAUGGAUUUUAUUAAAUUAAAAACCAAAGACUGUGAUAGUGGUAUCGAGGAAGGAAUCAAAAUGAAAACUCCUUGUUGUUUGACGCAACAAAAAAAUGUUGUUAAUUCGAGUAAAAGAACUUAUCAAUCGUUGAAAUCAGUAAGAAUACCGAAAAAAGGAAAUAGAAAAUAUGAAUUUUCCGGGAAGAGACAAAAAGUGGAUGAAACUUGA